AACCCUACUCUUACAAAACACCAAUCCUCGUCAUGCGAUCAUCGCCUCCUUCCCUCAACCUUAUUUCAUUCAACUCAUUCAAUUGUAGUACCCAAGUUUCAUUCACCCCUAGUGAAGAAAAAGUUAGGCUUAUCAGGGUUGUGUUAUUGUAUGCAUGAGAAUUAUAAUCACAGCACAGUGUUGAAGCUAGACCCGUGACCAUCACCAUGAAUAGCAUGGGUUCAUCUUCAGAAUAUCACACUCAUCAGCACCCUCAUCUUCCUCCUGGGUUUCGGUUCCACCCCACAGACGAGGAACUAGUGGUUCACUACCUCAAGAGAAAAGCAGACUCUGUUCCUCUUCCUGUCGCCAUCAUCGCCGAGGUUGAUCUCUACAAGUUCGAUCCGUGGGAGCUCCCAAGUAAAGCAACGUUUGGCGAGCAAGAAUGGUACUUUUUCAGUCCAAGGGAUAGGAAAUACCCAAAUGGGGCGAGGCCUAACAGGGCUGCAUCUUCUGGGUAUUGGAAAGCUACCGGAACUGACAGGCCCAUUCUUGCAUCUCAUGGCCACCACAAAGUUGGAGUCAAGAAAGCACUUGUUUUCUAUGGUGGCAAACCCCCAAAAGGGGUUAAAACCAAUUGGAUCAUGCACGAGUACAGGCUUGUUGGAAGUUCCUCAAAUUCUUCCUCAAACCCACCUUCUCUGCCUGCACGUAGUACCAAGAAAAACUCAUUGAGGCUUGACGACUGGGUUUUGUGCCGAAUAUACAAGAAAAACAACAGUACCAUGAUGCCGAGGUUUCCCUUGAUGGAUCAGAAUAAGGAGGUUUCUACGGAGAGCACUAUGCUACCAAUGAUGUCAAUUUUGUCAAUGGCCAACAAUAACAGCACUCAGAAUUCCAAAGCCGGGACUUCGAGAAGCGCAAGUUAUGGAGCCAUGGGACUAGAAAAUGAUGACAGCUUCUUUGAUGGAAUCUUAGGAGUUGACCAUAGCAUGCAGCAAGAUGUUUCUGAUUCCCACCAAGUCUCUUCAAAGGGAAUCUACCCUGUGAAACGAACACUCUCGUCACAGUUGUGGAAUGACACAGGAUCAUCUUCUUCUGGCAGGAGAUUCCAUUGUGAUCUCAAUGCAGGAAGCAACACUGUAGAGGAAGAUAAUUCCUUCGUUUCACUGCUCAGCCAGCUUCCACAGAACACAGCGUUUCACCCAAAUGCACUUCUUGGCCCAGUUACUAAUGAUGUAUUGAGGCAACAGUUUCACCUUUCAAACAUGAACUGGAAUGUUUAGGGUGGUUAUUAACUUGUCAUAGGAUAGAUACUGGGUUAGAUAAUGUACCUGCCAUUGCAGGUCUCUAUUAAGCUUUAGUUUGGGUUUGGAGUUUAUUAUUGGACAAAACUUACAUAUAAUGUUGUUUGUGUUUUGUUUAUAAGAAUGUGAGUGUUAUUUUGUAAUCGGCA
This is a messenger RNA of Vigna unguiculata (cowpea), 1435 nucleotides long. Its product is annotated as NAC transcription factor 25-like. Gene Ontology annotation, biological process: system development; regulation of DNA-templated transcription. NCBI's taxonomy places the organism in Eukaryota, Viridiplantae, Streptophyta, Magnoliopsida, Fabales, Fabaceae. Gene Ontology annotation, molecular function: DNA binding. The record is from RefSeq and is a predicted model, not a curated record.